ACACAUCGACAUGCGCCGCUGUCGCAGCCGCCGCUCAGCCAACCAGUGCUGUGUUUUGAUUUAAUGGAUCACAGCAUCUGGCACCUUUUCACUGAUUUUCUGUGCUAUUUUAAAUCGUAUUAAAGUCCUGUUUGAUGUUUCUUUAAUGCAACACAACAACCGGUGAAGUGUUCAUCCCGACACAGCCCCGUUAGGCUGUGGUGUUUGCACUGUGGCUGGGAUGUAGUCAACGCUAGCUGGAGCGCCUGGACGGAACCAGCUCCUGUGUUUUCGGACCUGCUUUGUUAACAGUGAUUAGCCGGAUCCAGUUUUCUCUGGAAUGCAUCUCUCCAAGAAGUGUUCCGUGUUCAAAGUGGUGCUGAGUGCCCUUCUGAUCGUGGCGCUGCUGCAGCUCAUUUACCUGUCCUUCCUGUCCAGGUUCCACGGGAAGCAGCAGCGCUACCGCUACUCGGAGCUCUUUGGAGGCUCCGCGGCCAAGAAGAAUGCGCACCCCGAGAAAAACACGCGGAAGGAGCGGCUGAGGUACUCUCUGUCCAGUGGUGGGAUCUUUGACAACAGCGGCCAGUACAGAGUAUACAAAAACUUGAUAAAGAGUGAUUUCACAACGAAUCAGAAACCAGGUUCCCACUCAAACUCUGACAUCCUGACACUAGCCACUCAUACCACCAUCAACAACCUGCACCACCUGGAAUCUCUGCUGGAAAGAUGGCAGAAUCCUCUCUCUGUGGCGAUAUUUGCACACGGGGAAGAUGUUAAAUUUGCCACGGCUCUGGUUUAUGCACUCAGCUUCUUCUGCCCUCAAAUCCAAGCCCUUGUGGACUUCCACUUGGUCUGCCUGUCAGGAGAGACAGCCAGUUUCCCUGAACAGGACCGGGAACACUUUGCUGGCCUGGAAGACUGCACUUCUGUGUUCUCCAGACUGGAAACCCACAGGGAUAAAUACCAAAACUACGCCAUGAGCGGAAACAUCUCAUACCCAAACAACCUUCUCCGCAACGUCGCCCGAGGUGGCACAGAGUCGUCCUACAUCCUGGUCAUUGACAUCGACAUGAUGCCGAGCGCUGACCUCCACCAGCAGUUCCUCGCCAUGAUCCUGAGGCGGGCACCGGCGGUCGAUGAGGUGUUUGUCCUCCCUGCUUUUGAGAUCCGCCAUGCCAGGAAGAUUCCCUCGACGAAGGCGGAGUUGGUACAGCUUUACCAGGUGGGAGAAGUCCGGCCGUUUUAUGAGGAGUUGUGUCCACGCUGUCAGGCUCCCACCAACUACUCCCAGUGGGUCAACAGCCACGUUAGAGAGACAGGCACCCUGGACGUUGCUUACACACUCAACUGGGUGGACCCCUGGGAGCCCUUCUACAUCGGGCCUCGAACUGUCCCCUUAUAUGACGAGAACUUCAAGCAGUAUGGCUUCAAUCGAAUCAGCCAGGCGUGCGAGCUGCAUGUGGCUGGAUUCAGGUUCUCUGUGCUGAGCUCGGCCUUCGUUGUUCACCGCGGCUUCAAGAUCCACGGGGAGUUCCACGCCAAGAAAGAGGAGGAGAACAAACAGAACCGGAUUUUGUUUCGCAGCUUCAAAGAGGGUCUGAAAACCAAAUACCCGUCCUCUACCCGACGAUGCUGAGGGGGGAAAAAAGAUGACUGUCCAACUUUUAAAGUUACGACAUAGAUGUUUGGGGGGUUUUUCAGCUUGUUCUCCUACUUCCUAUAUAUAAUAUUUAAAGUCUAUCUAAAAAAUAGACUGCACAUAAAGUUUAUAAUAGGAUUUAAAAAAAAAAUGGGUCAAUAAUAAUUCAGUUUAUUGCAUUCUGGUUCAAAUGCAACCAGAAUUAGCAUAAUAAAAUUCACACAGAUUGAAUUUUAUUGGGUAAAAUCUAAACAUAUGAGGUCUUACUUUAUACAUUAUGUUGAUAUCCAGAUACAAAAGUA
Molecule: messenger RNA, 1920 nt
Organism: Poecilia latipinna (sailfin molly)
Lineage: Eukaryota; Metazoa; Chordata; Actinopteri; Cyprinodontiformes; Poeciliidae
Gene: b4gat1
Product: beta-1,4-glucuronyltransferase 1
Exons: 2
Coding region: 320-1615 (431 amino acids)
Biological process (GO): protein O-linked glycosylation via mannose
Cellular component (GO): Golgi apparatus
Molecular function (GO): glucuronosyltransferase activity
Source: RefSeq, a predicted model, not a curated record